AUGUUGAGAGCAGACUUUGAUUCUAAUAAUGGUGUUUUUGAAGUAUGCCACCAUAAGAAUGAGCACAAUCAUCAAUUUAUGAAGCAGGGUUUGACUCACUUAUUCCGUUCUGAGAGAUCGAUAACUGCUGAGAAAUCGAAGGUAAUUGAAAAGAUGUUGUGUUCUGGAAUGAGACCAACUGACUUAUAUAGAUACUUGGCAGAAGAAGCAGGUGGUGAACAUCUUGUUGGUCAUACCAAGAAAGACCACUUGAACCAUGUGAAUAAGAUUAAAAUGAAGGCAAUUGAAGGAGGAGAUGCACAAACAUUAAUUGACAGUUUAAAUCAGCAUGGUGUUGAAGAUGAGGAGUUUUUCUUUAGAGUCAAACUAGAUGAAGAAGGGAGGUUGAGUAAUAUAUUCUGGAGAGAUUCAAUGAUGAAGCAAGAUUUCAUGUUAUUUGGGGAUGUAAUGGUAUUUGACACUACGUAUAGGACCAAUAAGUACAAUCUUAUCUGUGCGCUUUUUGUUGGAGUAAACAACCAUAAGAGAAAUGUCAUGUUUGCUUGUGCUUUCAUCUCAAAUGAGCAAACAAAAACAUUUGAGUGGUUAUUUGAUGUUUUCAAGAAAUCUAUGGAGGGUAGAUGUCCUGUGACAUUGUUUACCGAUCAAGAUAAGGCAAUAUCAAAUGGAAUUGAGAAAGUAUUUCCCCUGACAAGGCAUAGGUUAUGCAUAUGGCAUUUAUACCAGAAUGCACAGAGUCACCUAGGGAGUUUGAAGUCUGAUAAAACCUUCACUAAAAUGUUUCAAAAGUGCAUGACAGGAUGUGCAAAUAGUGAAGAGUUUGAAAUCUGUUGGAAGAACAUGAUUUCAAACUAUAAACUUGAAAAUAUAACUUGGUUCAACAGAUUGUAUGACUUGAAGGAAAAGUGGUGCAAUGCUUACAACAAAGACUUCUUCUCAGCUGGAAUUUUGUCAUCACAAAGAAGUGAGAGCACAAAUAGUACACUUGGCUUCAACGCAAAGAAAACAACAAGUUUGAAUGAUUUUUAUAAAAUAUUCAAGCAAACAGUUGACAGAUGGAGAAGCAAUGAACAAACCGAUGAAUUCAGAUGCAUAAGAGGCAAGCCUAACUCUGUUUUGAAGAUAAGAGGACUUCUACAGCAUGCAUCUGAGGUAUAUACCUUCAACAUUUUCAGAGAUUUUGAAAUUGAAUUCAAGGAGUCUAUAUCUGUCUCUUUUUCAUCUAUAUAUGAAGAUGAGCAAUUCAAAGCAUAUAAUGUCACUGAUGAUGAUGGGAUGAUAGGAUAUACAGUGUCAUUUUCCACAAAAGAAAGUUUCAUUACUUGUUCAUGCAAAAAGUUUGAGGAAUGUGGUAUUCUUUGUCGUCAUUGUUUGAGGAUAUUGCAUAACCAUCCGGUAGAUAAAAUACCAGAAUGUUACAUUAUGAAAAGAUGGACAAAGUUUGCAAAAAAGAAUUUGUGGGAUAAAGGAGGAUUUGAUUCUGUCAACAACAGUAACAAUUUCAUGUGGAGAAAUCAAAUAAUGAGAAAAUCAUACAAUCUUGUUCUAAGAGCACAAGAUAGUGAAGAGUGCAGGGCAGUUAUAGAGAAUGGAUUGAACAGUAUAACAUUGGAUCUUGAAUCAUUGAUGAUUACAACACAAGCUGUGAAUCAAAUGGAAGAUGUUGCAGUAUCCAGUGCUUGUGCUGAUAAUGUAUUGGAUCCUAAUCGUUCUAACACAAAGGGAAGAAGAAAGAGAAUACAAGGUCAUUAUGAUGUUGGAAAGAAGAGUAAUAAGAAAUCUACUGCAUCAAAUUCAAAACAAUCAAAGGAAUUUGGUACAAAGACACCUAACCCCAGAUUAUUUUAG
Molecule: messenger RNA, 1848 nt
Organism: Salvia miltiorrhiza (redroot sage)
Lineage: Eukaryota; Viridiplantae; Streptophyta; Magnoliopsida; Lamiales; Lamiaceae
Product: protein FAR1-RELATED SEQUENCE 5-like
Exons: 1
Coding region: 1-1848 (615 amino acids)
Biological process (GO): regulation of DNA-templated transcription
Molecular function (GO): zinc ion binding
Source: RefSeq, a predicted model, not a curated record